AUGCAUAUUGGAACAUGGAAUGUGAGAACACUACUGCAAGCGGGAAAACUGGAGAAUGCUAAACAGGAGAUGAAGAGAAACAGAUUGGAUGUAAUGGGAAUGUGUGAGAUGAGAUGGGGAGGUAAUGGUGAACUGGUGAGUGGGGAUUACAAGUUGUUCUAUUCAGGAGAGGAGAAACAGGGACAACAUGGAGUGGGAGUAUUGCUAGGACCUAGGGUCAAGGAUAAAGUAAGGAGAGUGGACUACAUAGAUGGCAGGCUGAUGAUGGUGAGACUGGAAGGAUCUGAGAAGGAUUUAGUAAUAGUUCAGACAUACAUGCCAACAAGCCAGUAUGAUGAAGAACAAGUGGAUCAGUGCUAUGGAAGGAUGGAAGAAAUAAUAGAAAGAGAGGCAAGGGGGGCAAGUAUUAUGAUUAUGGGUGACUGGAAUGCGGUUGUGGGAGAGGGAGCUGAAGGAACUACUGUUGGAGGCUUUGGAUAUGGCACGAGGAAUGAAAGAGGUACAAAAAUGAUCAAUUUCUGCAAAGACAAGUCUUUUGUAGUGGGCAAUACCCUGUUUGACCAUCCAAAAAGAAGGAGGUACACUUGGACAUCAUCAUUGGAUGAAGAAAGAUAUCAGCUUGAUUACAUAUUAAUACAGAAAAGAUUCAGGAACUGUUUGAAGAAUGCAAAGACAUACCCUGGAGCAGACAUAAACUCUGAGCAUAACCUGGUGGUAGCAGAGGUGGAAAUAAAACUGAAACGAGUUAGAGGAGGUAAAAGGGUUGAAAAACUUAAUCUGGAGUUGCUCCAGGAAGAGGGUAAAAGAAAUGAAUUAGUAAACAGGUAUAGUGCAAAGAGAAAGGAAAGGAAAGAAGAAAUAAAUGAAGAAUGGAGCAACAUGAGUAAAUGCCUGAAAGAAGCUGCAAAAGAAACUGUAGGGAUAACAAAGUCUAGAAGAAUACGCAAGGAAUGGAUUAAUGUUGAUAUGCUGAAGAAAAUGGAAGAAAGAAGGAAGUGGAAAAAUGAUAAAACAGAUUUAGGAAAGAGAACGUACAGGAAGCUUGACAAUGAAUUAAGAAGAGAAACAGACAAAGCUAGAAAUAAAUGGCUACAAGAAAGAUGUUUAGAAAUUUAA
Molecule: messenger RNA, 1116 nt
Organism: Nilaparvata lugens (brown planthopper)
Lineage: Eukaryota; Metazoa; Arthropoda; Insecta; Hemiptera; Delphacidae
Product: craniofacial development protein 2-like
Exons: 1
Coding region: 1-1116 (371 amino acids)
Biological process (GO): chromatin remodeling
Cellular component (GO): nucleus
Molecular function (GO): catalytic activity
Source: RefSeq, a predicted model, not a curated record